Molecule: messenger RNA, 10066 nt
Organism: Monodelphis domestica (gray short-tailed opossum)
Lineage: Eukaryota; Metazoa; Chordata; Mammalia; Didelphimorphia; Didelphidae
Gene: ZNF618
Product: zinc finger protein 618
Molecular function (GO): protein dimerization activity
Source: RefSeq, a predicted model, not a curated record
CGGGGGAGGCGGCGGCGGUGGCGGCGGCGGCGGCAUAGGCAUUGUGCACGCACCACAUCCCCGGGCCGCGAGGAGGAGGACGCGACGGAGCCGCCUCCGCCAGCACAGACCCAUGAACCAGCCCGGCGGCGGCGGCGGCGGCGGCGACGACGACUCGGCGGCAGCGGUGGCCCCGCAGGCUGAAGGGGCCAGUGCUACCGGAAGGAGGAACACACCUGGCAGGGAGAAGCUGAAAAGGAACCAGAAGAGUCCCAAGGCAGAGGACCCCAGUCCUGUGCCAGUGGAGACCUCACAGUGUUCAGAGGAGGAAAGGAUGACAGAGGUGAAGGUGAAGACAGAGCUUCCUGAUGACUAUAUCCAGGAGGUGAUCUGGCAGGACGACGCCAAAGAGUCCAAGAAGAAUGUCAAGGAAGGGUCAGGGGAUGUGCCUGCUGAGAUCUGUGUGGUGAUUGGUGGUGUUCGGAACCAACAGACCCUCGGGUCCUACGAGUGUGGAAUAUGUGGGAAGAAAUACAAAUAUUAUAACUGUUUCCAGACCCAUGUGCGAGCACAUCGAGACACUGAAGCAGCCUCAGGUGAAGGAGCUUCCCAGGGCAACAACUUUAGGUACACAUGUGAUAUUUGUGGGAAGAAAUAUAAAUAUUACAGCUGUUUUCAGGAGCACCGAGACCUGCAUGCUGUGGAUGUGUUUAGUGUCGAAGGAGCUCCAGAGAAUCGGGCAGACCCUUUUGAUCAAUCCGUUGUGGCUACAGAUGAAGUAAAGGAGGAGCCUCCAGAACCAUUCCAGAAAAUCGGGCCAAAAACUGGUAAUUACACCUGUGAAUUUUGUGGCAAGCAGUAUAAAUACUAUACCCCUUACCAAGAGCAUGUGGCCCUUCAUGCCCCUAUCAGUACCUCCGCUGGGUGGGAGCCGUCUGAAGAGCCUGACGCUAGUUCUGAGUGUUCGCAUCCAGAGUUCUCUCGAUCUCCACUCUUCAUGGCAGUGAAGACACCGACGAGCCAGUCGGGCAAAAAAACGCCAGCUUCCAUAGUCCGGUGCUCCACCCUUCUACAACGCACCUCCUCUGGUGCCCCUCCAGCCUCCCAAACCCAGAUGUUCCGCACUCCAAAUUCCGGAUCCCCAGGAAGCAAGGCAACCACAGCAGAAAGCGCCUUCAGUAGGAGAGUCGAGAGCAAAGCACAAAACAACUUUGAAGAAACGAACAGCAGUUCUCAAAACUCAAGUGAAGCUGCGAGCCCCCUGAUUUCCAACCCAUUCCCGCUCUUACAGAAACCUUACACCUGUGGCGCUUGUGGGAUCCAGUUCCAGUUUUAUAACAAUCUCCUGGAGCACAUGCAGUCCCAUGCAGCUGACAACGAGAAUAACAUCGCCUUCAACCAGCCCCGGUCGCCUCCAGCUGUUGUGGAAGAGAAGUGGAAACCACAGCCCCAAAGGAAUAGCACGAACAAUACUUCAGUGAGUGGCUCAGCACCCAACAGUACCAUCCCAGAGAAGGAGCGGCAGAACAUCGCAGAGAGGUUGUUACGAGUGAUGUGUGCGGACUUGGGCACGCUGAGUGUGGUGAGCGGGAAGGAAUUCCUCAAACUGGCACAGACCCUGGUGGACAGCGGUGCCCGCUAUGGCGCCUUCUCGGUCACCGAGAUCCUCGGCAACUUCAACACGCUGGCCUUGAAACACUUGCCUCGGAUGUACAACCAGGUGAAGGUGAAGGUGACCUGUGCCCUGGGCAGCAAUGCCUGCCUGGGCAUCGGUGUGACCUGCCACUCGCAGAGCAUCGGCCCCGACUCCUGCUACAUCUUGACGGCCUACCAGGCCGAGGGCAACCACAUCAAGAGCUACGUCCUGGGCAUCAAGGGCGUGGACAUCCGCGACAGCGGGGACUUCAUCCACCACUGGGUCCAGAACGUGCUGUCCGAGUUUGUGAUGUCUGAGAUCAGGACGGUCUAUGUGACAGACUGCAGGGUGAAUUCGUCUGCCUUCUCCAAGGCUGGCAUGUGCCUUCGCUGCUCAGCCUGUGCCUUGAACUCGGUGGUGCAGAGCGUGUUGAACAAGCGGACGCUGCAGGCCCGCAACAUGCACGAGGUGAUCGAGCUGCUGAAUGUCUGCGAAGACCUGGCGGGCUCCACGGGCCUCUCGAAGGAGACCUUUGGCUCCCUGGAGGAGACGUCGCCCCCGCCCUGCUGGAACUCGGUGACGGACUCUCUGCUGCUGGUGCAUGAGCGUUACGAGCAGAUCUGUGAGUUCUACAGCCGCGCCAAGAAGAUGAACCUCAUCCAGAACCUGAACAAGCACCUCCUGAGCAACCUGGCUGCCAUCUUGGCCCCCGUGAAGCAGGCGGUGAUUGAGCUGAGCCACGAGAGCCGGCCCACUCUGCAGCUGGUGCUGCCCACCUACGUCAAACUGGAGAAGCUCUUCACAUCCAAGGCCAACGACGCCGGGGUCGUCAGCAAACUCUGCCACCUCUUUUUGGAGGCCCUGAAGGAGAACUUCAAGGUGCACUCGGCCCACAAAGUCGCCAUGAUCCUGGACCCCCAGCAGAAGUUGCGCCCGGUCCCGCCAUACCAGCAUGAGGAGAUCAUUGGCAAGGUGUGCGAGCUCAUCAAUGAGGUGAAGGAGUCCUGGAGCGAGGAAGUGGAUUUUGAGCCUUCCACCAAGAAGCCACGGGCCUCCGGAGACGCCACCCCAGCUCAGGAAGAUGACCGGUUUGGGAAGAACGAAGUUUAUGAUUAUUUACAGGAACCUCUCUUCCAGUCCACCCCUGACCUCUUUCAGUACUGGUCUUGUGUUACCCAAAAGCAUACAAAACUAGCCAAAUUGGCCUUUUGGCUCCUCGCGGUGCCCGCCGUGGGGGCCAGGAGUGAGUGUGUAAAUAUGUGUGAGCAAGCACUUCUCAUUAAAAGGAGGCGACUUCUUAGUCCAGAAGACAUGAACAAACUCAUGUUUUUGAAGUCCAACAUGCUUUAAAACUGUCUUUUAGUUUUAAAAUAAUAAUAAUAAUAAUAACUCUAAAACACUGUUGCAAACAAAGAAAAGGAAUUUAAGUUCUAAACACUGUGGACCUCAUUUAAAUGCCCCUGGAAACUUAAGUGCUUUUUCUAUGUAUAUAUACAUAAGUGUGUGUAUGGACACACACAUGUGUAUAUACAUACGUAGGUAUACCGUAUGUAGAAACACAUACAUUGUGUACAUGAGUACGUGGUUCCUUGGGUCUGUUUGUACAGACAAAGAAACUGCUUACACACUUACACAUAGAUGCCCCCAUGUGCAUGAACACACGUCUGUGUGGCCAUGUUGUAUUAAGAGGGGUAAGUGAGGAAAGAGGCGUGUAUGUGAGAGAGGGAGUACUUUACCAGGAAAAUGCUUCUUGUCUCCAUCAGGGUUUUUUUUUUAAACAGACUUUCCAUGUUUUCAGGUGUGCAGACUGGUAGGAGGCUGACAUUGUAAAGUCUUCAGGCAGCUGAGAUCUAAAAGUGACUUGAAGUUUCUUCGAUUUCUCCUCCCCUCUCCAUGUCCUCUCUCGUCCUCCCACCCCAUGUUUCCCCUUCUCCCCUUCAGGGCUGUCUUGCCAUGGAUAUUUGAAUCUACAAUAUCUGCACUGGACUUUGCUUCUCCAAUUACCUUGUAUACUUUCAGGGCAUUGAUCAGCCGCCUUCCUAACAUCUGUCACAUGUUAUAAAGGCAGCUGCAUUCUAGAAACACACCUAUCUCUCAGAUCAGGAAAGGAGACAUUAAGGAAACAAAUAGGACUUUUUUUGCUUUUUUUAAUAUAAGAUGGAGAAGAAAAUUUUUCAGAAAAGUAGUUACUCUAGUAAAUUGUCUCCACACCUUAGUUUUUUUGAGUUCUUAACAUUUUAGUGGUUUUUAACCUUUCUUUUGUUUUUUUGUUCUGUUUUUAAAGUUUGAUUUAGAACCCUCUAGGAGGCACUGAAUGUCUGUAACUUAUGUUUAUGGUUUUAAAAAAUAUCUUUUCCCUUUUUCCCUCCCUCUUGCCCCUCCUCCUCAAGUCACACUGUAAACUAGCUCAUCUCAGUGGUAUAACCAACAUGCUCACAUUUUUAUGAAGCCUUCCCUGUAUAGUCCAGCUCUCCAGAGGAUGUAUUCCUUCAGAAGGCAUGGGGGCAAGUGGGUCGGGGUGGGGGGUUGGGACAUAACAAUGCAGAGGAUUCCAUGAUUUCACAAGCAUAGCAUCGCAUCUGGUGAAAGCAUGUGGCUUAGGAUAUCUUCUGAAUGUAAGUGAAAAGAAUAUACCCUCCUGGUUUUGCCUCAUUUGUUUCUAGUACCAGGAAUGUCUAACUUAAAAUACCUAUAGUGCAUUACACUACUCAUAAAAUCACUGAAUUGUUCUAGCCCAUUAGGGGCUUGUGAGUUGAUCAGAGACCAUGUCCAGUGGCAUGUCAUAUCCAUACCUCCCCCCAUCUAGCCCUUUGUCCUGGUACCCAGAACUCUCCAGAGAUGGGGUGCAAGUUGGUCAGCCCCAGAGUUCCUGAUGUUUGACUCAGAAUCACAUUCCUGCAAGGUAGUAGGACUGGGUGCCUUGUAGGCCUCUGGAGAUUCCGUGCCAAAGUCCAACAUCAGGGGAUUUAGCCUUCAGGAAUAUCUUUAAGUCAAGCCUCACUUGACUAGACAAUUUUUAGGGUCCCUCCCAGGUGUGAAGUUUUUAUUUCCCUUCUUACAUACAGGGAUUUGAGGUCUGGAUUGGGCUUAUGACAGUGGCCAUGGGAGCUGAUCAUAGAGAUGCCAGUUCUCCAUGUGGUACCCAGCUGCUCACAGGAUAGAGAUGGGCCAGGAAGGAUCAGAACACUGUUUCUCUAAGCUUAUGUACUGUGUGGUCUUUGACAUGCAUAUUUAAGGUAACCCUGUUUAGGUAUAGUAUCCUCUGGUCAUCAGCAUUAUGGAAAAGAGUUGAGUCUUUUGACACUCCCACAAAUGACCCCAGAUGGUCCCUGUAUCAUUUACCUUGUUUGCAAAGAAAAGUUCCAACAUCUUGAUUCAGGAAUAUCUCAUCUGUAACUAAUGCAUUACCCCAUUUUUCAUGAGAUUCCUCCAUAAUCAAAGGCCUCAUUCCAAGGGGGAGGGAAACUAGAAUUCACAUCUCUUAGCUCUGGCUGUUUCUGAUUGGCCCGCAAGCAAUGCAUGAGUUCCCUCCUCUUUCCAAGCAUUCCCUUGUGCCAGCAGUAGGAGUGAGGUUAAUUGAAAUUUAGUGUCACCCAGAGAGCCCCAGAAGGCCCAAAUCAUCAUCUUUGGGGCGAGGAGUAGUCACUUUGAUUUACAGGCCCUUCCACUAAAAUCUCCCAUAUUCUCCUGUCUAGAGCAUUUAAAGAAAGUGUCAUCAUGGUGGUUGGUGGUUUCUGCAUAUGAGUUGAUUGUAUUAUUUUGUUAAAGGAGAUGAUGGUCUGGGAGGGCUGAGGUGUGUGUGUGUGGGGGGGGGGGUCGCUGUGUUUUUCCCUCUUGAGGCAGGUGCUCAGUUGCUUUUGUGUAUCCCUUGAGUACUCCUAUACCCAGGGAAUGAACUUGGUAUUUUGUUCUUAUACAAAUGUUUGAUCCCUACCGCUCUGAAAGUCUGGACUCUGUACUGCGGUGAAAAUGUUUAUAUUUAAAUUCAAAGUAAACAACCAGUCUUACCUCGUUGUUGCCUCAUCCCCUGCCUUUGCCCGCCACCAUCCAGGGAUUGGACUGUGCUAAAGAAGAAUGCUCCCCUCUCAUUCUUGAGAUUUUAAGUAAAUUUCUUCUUUUUUUUCUUCCUUGGGAAGUUUGCUGCUUCUUGUGAAUUAACUGUCUUAGUUUCCAAAGGGUAGUUUCAAGGGGGACAGUUCAUUGCUAGAGUUGGGUAAGAGUUUCUUUCCUCUUUCCUUGGCUUCCCUAGAAGUCGGCACUAGGAACUGAAGAGAACUUUCAGAGUUUUCAUACAAGUCAAAUGCCCAGCCAGAACAGAACGAUGGUGUGACUAAUCCUACCCCCUUACCCUACCCCAGUCCCUAUCUUAAUCUCAGCAAUAUUCAGUUGUGCCAAAUUCUGGCAGCCAAAGAAUUUGGUCAACUCUUACAGCAUUCAGUCACCAUCCUGGCAUUUGACCUACUGUAGGCCCUUCAUAGAGUUUUGUACCCUCUCCCUAUUCGUGAUCUUGGGGAUUGAUGAGAUGUCUUUCAUUUGACCCCAGAGUCUCAUGGACUGGCUCUAGCAUGGAAUUGUUCUCUGAGCCUCUACGGAUUGGUCAUGUGGUUUGAAAUGGACAGCUCUUACAAGACCACUAAAUCUCCAGGACAAAAAUGUUCUGUGCCUGUGUGUUUUAUAGAUAAGGGAACCCCCAGAUAGGGGAUGUGGUCCAGCCUUUCCUGGUUUCUGUCUCUCUCUCAACGAGGUCACUUUAGGCAGCUCUUUACUCGCCAUCUUCUUGAAGUUUUACCACCUUUACAGAAUCCCAAGGCAUUAUCACCAUCAAGUCUUCUUUCCCAAGAAAACCUCAGUAGGGACAGUUAGUAGCAUGCUGGGAUUAAGAGAAUGAGAAGACCCAGGUCUCUGUGGCAUUUCUUUCUUUCCAAUGUCAGGUUAAGUGGCUGGUAAGGCACAGAACAGUGAGAGGAGGUCCUUGAUGACUACCCACUUCAAAGCCACAUUAGACCCCCCCCCCCCACCGACAUUUCCAUCAGAGAAGAACCAAAGGAUGUCUCUUUCUGUCAUCCAGCCUUUUGCUUCUGUUCUCUGUUUCCAAAGUACUCUGUCCAUCUCAUCCGAAUCAGCUAUGGGGUGUAGUAAAUAUGGCUGGACAAGAAAUGAUGGUGGGGCAAGUCAGUGGAUGCCGGGGAGAGCCAGAAUGCCCUUCUUCAUUGUUACAGAGAAGAAUUCUAGACCCCUGACUCUAGCCCAGUGUUGACUCCUGCUGUGAGAGUUCUAAAACUCGGGUCAGUCACCUUUAGGAAGAAGAUGCUGUGCCUACAGGGAACAGCUUCAGCUGUGAAACUAAACCCCUCUGUUCUUAUGAGUUAGCAUUAUUCUUUUAUCCUUUUACCUCUGGAGAGCAUUGGUCUGUUCAGCCAAAUCAACUAUCUCUUUAAACGACUCAAGGAGCCCCUGUGGAGGGAGGGGGUGAAGUCAUUGCACCAUUGUUCAGGAGCAGAUACUAGGGCACAAGGUAGAAAGAAGCCAUUAGGUUCUAGUAUCCCAGGGGGGAGUGUCUUCCAGGAGGCAGAGAACUGGGCCCAGCUAGAAACAUCCCUGGCUUCCAUCUCUGGGACACAGCCUUAGGAGAGAGGGCUUAGAGCACUUUCAUAGUCCCCAGGUCUAGGAAUGCAGGCGUCUGGAGAGAAAUAGGAAAAGCACAUUGUCUCUAAACCUCUGAAUCUGAGAAGCAGAGGAUACACAAGGAGAAGUACAGUGAACAAUCCUGGAGAGGGGUCAGACGUGACUCCGCUUCUGCCAAUGGGAGCACCAAAGAAAGCUGGGAAAACUCCAUGAGAGGUACUGCUCAGUGGAAAGAUGCUCUUUCUAAGGAAAUGGCCAUAACAAAGUAUCUAAAUGUUCAGUCAGUUGGUUUGAACCCAACUAUACAGAGCCCCUUUCCCCGCCAACCACCUCUCCCCCAAAUAAUUUGGCUAUGACUUUAGCUUUGGUUUUUGUCUCAAAUGGCUUCUGUGUUCAAGUCUCUAGGGAAAUUUCUGAAGAAGUCUCCUGUCUGUAUAUGAGGCCAGGAGCUGGCUGCUAAAUUCAACCCCCUCCACUCCUCACCCCCUCCAUUGCCUGGGAAUUAAAAACAAGGAUUUAUUUUUUUCUGCAAGCUUGACUCUUGUGGUCUCAGAGGAAACCCAAGCCAAGCCCAUGCCACCAACUCUGUCCUGAAACCCAAGGGUCAUUAAGAACGAGGAAGUCUAAGUUAGCGGGUCCUCCUUCCCCACUGCUCAAUCCCUCAUCUGUCACUGUGGCACUUCUUUUGCUAGGCCAGGUAUGGUAAACCAAUGAUUUAGCAUUUUUGUCCUGGAGUUUCUCUACCCUCAUUUUUUUGUUUUUAGGGUUUCGUUUGGAUUUGGGAAUUUGGGGAUGGUCGACUUCUUUUUGUUUUUGUUUUUGCUUGUUGGUUUUGUUUUCAGCACUAUUGCUGGUAGAACCCUGAAUUCAGUUGGAGGAGCUCUAGGCCUCCCUUGAGGCACAGGGCACACUCUCAUACUUUUUAAGGGUGUAAAAUUGUGGUCUAGGCACCUGAAAGAAGAUAGCUAACUGUUCUUUUCCCUUGGGUGUGAAAAGCCCAUUAAAAAACCAAGUUGUGUUAAUGCCACAUCUGUGUAUGACCAAGGCCACUGAAGGAGGAAGAAUUGCUAGGUUUGCCAUUGGGUAUUCACAUCACUGUUCAAGAGUGGGUCUCCUACCCACUCGUCCACCAGGGAACCUAACCCACCCAUCCAAGGGACAUGGGACAGAUCAUGUCCCAGUGGGCAACUUACUUUUUUAUAACCAAAGUUCCUUAAAUGGGCCACGGCCUAGCCUCGUGUUCAACCUCAGGGGUCUCAGAUUCCUUCGGUGCUUUCUGAAAUCCAAGCUGGCUGGUAAUCAACAAGGAGAAAGCCCAGCUGUACUGGGGGUGAGGACGAGGAGGACAAGGACAAGAAGGAUAGGCAGAAGGAGAGGCAGGGGACCUUUUUCCUGGAGUUCCUCCCUCCAUGGGGGACCAGGGUUAUUCCCUAACAGGGAAUGGUAAGAGGAUUGGUGCAAAGAGAAGGCUGGGGGAAACCCACUGACCCUUGGGGUGGGAAAGUCAAGGUGCAAACCCACUUGGACAUAUGUCAGGAAACCCUUUUAUAUAACAACCCAAGCAAAACUAUUUUUGGAAAAGUCUACCUUUUGUUGGUGAUCCUUCCCCCAUGACCUCUGUUGGAGUUGAAUUGUGAGUCAUUCACAUCAGGUCAAAACCAUGGCCAACUGUUCUCCCUCCCUCUGCUCCUUUCCCUCAGUAACUGUGGAUAUCCAUCUUCCUUUCUCUUUCUGUAGAUAACAGACAUUCUAGGCAAUACCAUAGACACACUGGAAUGUGUGUCUCUUUCUCUGUGAGUGUAAGAAACUCAAGUCAUCUUUAAAAAAAUUAAAAGAAAAGAAAAAAAGAAAAUACAAAAAUAAAAAAAAACAAAAAACAAAAAAUAUCUUUUUUAGGCCAGAGUUUUCUACAGGUAUUAAUGAAUAUUUUUCUUAAUCCUUAUAAGUUUUAUGUGUUUAAUAUUUCUUAAUACCGGUAGCAUUAAUUUAUACUUUUGUAGCAACACAAUAUUUUUAUAAACGGCCAACGCUUGGCUAUGUCUUCAUGAGGGGAAUGCACAGGGCAGCCUGUGGGGGCCCUGUGUACCGUGUACUGUAUUUAAAAAAAUAAAAAAUAAAAGGUUACCUAAUGUCACACUUGCUGUGUUAAUAAACAAAAGAAAUUGUUUGAAGUCUCCUGUAUUGUUGGUGUGGAUCGAGUGAUUCUCUAGAGAGCAAAAUUGCACGAUUGAGUUCCCAGUUCUCAUUGUGAUAUUUAAACGCUUGGGGCCAGCUCAAGGGUUUAGGGUUUUUCUGUUUGUUUGUUGGGUUUUUGGUUUUUUUGGGUUGUUCUUUUUUUCUUUUUUUGGUUCAUUGUGUUUGUUCUCCUUUAACAUUACAGUUCCGGUUUCCCUUUUUGCAGCCAAAAACGUUUAGUGCUGUUUAAAACAUAGACUGAUGUCAGAUGAAGGGGGAGGGGGGAAGAUUUUUACAAAAAAAAAAAGAAAGAAACGAAAAAAAGAAAAAGAAACGAAAAAAAACAAAAAGGAAAUUGAGCCGUGUCAAUGUUGCUGUUUUUACCAGUCUGUUGCUGUCGGAAAGCGGGGCAUUUCCAGUGAGAAAAGGAGCAGUUCCCAUUUUCCGUUCUUUAUCUGUAAGCCAAAAGCCCUUGUCCAGAAUUCAGUGACCCUGCUUUGAGAUGGGUCUCAAGCGUUCCUACAAGUUUCUUUUCCAGUGGCUGAUGCCAAGGUGGAAAGACACUGUAACUGUUAGAAAGGAUCAGUUGCUUAAUGAUUUUCAUGUCAGUGUUGUAUUUAUGGUUUUACAAUAAAAUGACCUUUAGGAAAA